Molecule: messenger RNA, 1080 nt
Organism: Rodentolepis nana
Lineage: Eukaryota; Metazoa; Platyhelminthes; Cestoda; Cyclophyllidea; Hymenolepididae
Source: the annotation of a GenBank genome assembly
AUGUUUUCCGCGUUAAACACGCUUUCAUGUCUAAUUAAGUGUCCAAUUAGACAACUUGCGUACUCAAAUGCAAACGCCCUAUUCAUUAAGCGCGGUCGAUAUUUUGCUACUGGUGUCAUUGAUUCACUCCCUGAAAUGAAUAAAAAUGAUGGAAAUUCAGACAACCAAGAUCAGAAGAGUGGCCCAUGGUCUGGAAAAAAUGCUUGGAAAUUGGGAGCUUUGAGUUUAGGAGCGUCAAUGGCUUUUGCUAUUGGCUUCGGUAUUGCUCAAUGGGGACCACCCGGAAAGGAUGAAAAUGGGAUAGAGAUUAUGGAUGAAUUUUCACGUCUUCCUACCUGGAAGGGUUAUACACUCCGUGCAUGGCAAGCUAUGUGGGACUUUAACCAGAGUAUUCGAGACCCAAUAAGUGAAAAACUCCUUCCUGAUCCUGCUGAACCGCCUUAUUAUCAACCUCCCUACACUCUCGUAUUUGAAAUCAAUGAUGUUCUCGUUCACCCAGAUUGGAAGUUCAGAACAGGUUGGCGAUUCAAGAAACGGCCGGCUUUGGAGCUGUUCCUACAGCAGCUUUCUCCCUUCUAUGAAGUGGUCGCUUUCACUCAGGAUUCUGCAAUGACGGGUAUGCCUGUGAUGGCCCAAAUCGACCCUAAGGGCCAAUAUAUCCACUACCGUCUUUUCCGAGAAUCGACUCGCUAUCGCAAAGGCAAGCACAUCAAGGAUCUCUCCUGCUUGAAUCGAGAUCUCUCUCGCGUUAUUCUCAUCGACUGGAAUCCCGACGCGGCCUCCUUGCAGUCUCGAAACGCCUUCAUCAUCAAACGUUGGAAAGGCGAAGACUCGGAUCGAGAACUUAUCGACUUAGCUGCUUUCCUUCGUAUGAUCGCAAUGAGUGGUGUUGAAGAUGUUCGUCCGGUGCUUGAUCAUUAUCAUCAGUUUGACGAUCCUUUGGCUGCUUUCAAAGAGAAGCAUGAACAGCUCAUGGAGGCUCAGGCAAAGAAGAAGGAAGAGAUGGAGAAGUUGUCGGCCCAAAAGAAAAAGUCUGGAUUUGGAUUUGAAAUGCCAUCGUUUGGUGGAUUUCGUCGAUAA